AUGACUGAUUUAUGCCCAGUUUAUGCUCCAUUUUUUGGUGCCCUUGGUUGUGCUGCCUCCAUUAUUUUUACCUCAUUUGGUGCUGCCUAUGGUACUGCUAAAUCCGGUGUUGGUGUUUGUGUCACAUGUGUUUUAAGACCAGAUCUUCUAAUUAAGAGUAUUGUCCCUGUUGUUAUGGCUGGUAUUAUUGCAAUUUAUGGGCUAGUUGUCUCUGUUCUUGUUGUUUAUUCAUUGGGUCAAAAACAAGCUUUAUACACCGGGUUUAUUCAGUUGGGUGCAGGUCUAUCUGUUGGGCUAAGUGGGUUGGCUGCGGGUUUUGCUAUUGGUAUUGUUGGUGAUGCUGGUGUUAGAGGUACUGCUCAACAACCAAGAUUAUUCGUUGGUAUGAUUUUGAUCUUGAUUUUCUCUGAAGUUUUGGGUCUUUAUGGGUUAAUUGUUGCAUUACUAUUGAAUUCAAGAGCUACUCAAGAUGUCAUCUGUUAA
Arxiozyma heterogenica is the source of this 483-nucleotide messenger RNA. RefSeq names its product H(+)-transporting V0 sector ATPase subunit c (gene VMA3). Gene Ontology annotation, biological process: proton transmembrane transport. Lineage: Eukaryota; Fungi; Ascomycota; Saccharomycetes; Saccharomycetales; Saccharomycetaceae. Gene Ontology annotation, molecular function: proton-transporting ATPase activity, rotational mechanism. The coding region runs from base 1 to 483 and encodes 160 amino acids. Gene Ontology annotation, cellular component: proton-transporting V-type ATPase, V0 domain; membrane. The transcript has a single exon. The record is from RefSeq and is a predicted model, not a curated record.